Molecule: messenger RNA, 1555 nt
Organism: Magnolia sinica
Lineage: Eukaryota; Viridiplantae; Streptophyta; Magnoliopsida; Magnoliales; Magnoliaceae
Product: nudix hydrolase 8-like
Exons: 9
Coding region: 336-1463 (375 amino acids)
Molecular function (GO): NAD binding; NADH pyrophosphatase activity; ADP-ribose diphosphatase activity
Source: RefSeq, a predicted model, not a curated record
AACAUUCCUUAAGAAUGUAGGAUGUUGGAGAGUUGGAAGGCAGCUUAUGCUAAAAAGGAUUCCUGACUGAAAUGAUAAAUUUCUCAACUUUUAUAAUACCUUGGAAAGAGAUAAGCAGUAGUCAUUGACAUAUAGAUGCGAUUAGUUAUUAUUCCUAUCGUUUUCCUAUAAUUGCGUGUCUAUCGCUUAUUUUGGUUAGUUUACAGAUUAUGUAUCGAGAUUAUCUAAAUUAGGAAGUGGGCCUGCUUCGAUUCGGGUCAGCAACAAAUUGCAAUUUCAAUUCCAUUGCUCCUACUUGUGUUAGAUGAGGAUUCUUUCACCAUUUGCCCAUCCAUAUGCAGCCUUUUCGGUGCUAUUUAUAUCAUACAUGGAACCUCUCACGGCGAUGUAAUCACGCGCUGUUUGUAAUUUUGAUGAUGAUGGCGGCAGUGGCAGCGAUAAAUUGGCAAUUGCCGGGCUGGUGCUGCCACCGCUUAUCAUCGGAGUCAAGGAUUUCAUGGGCUGGGAAUCACAGCUUCUGUGGGGCAGCUGGAGCUUUGGAGUUCAAACAACUAUGUCUGUCGAAGACUUCCUUCCCCAUAAGUAAAAAUGCAUUAUCUUUCCGCGGCAAUGCAACCAAUGGAAUGCGUGCCAAUGUCGCCUCUCCCAAAAAAUCUCUGAACAGAAGACUCGAUAUACUUGAUGCCUAUGAAGAUGAAUACAAUGGGAUGAUCAUUGAUCCGGAGUGCUUGCCAUCAAGUGCCAAUGCAUUUGUGUCUGUCCUUCGGGCUUCUAUUGCUGAUUGGAAGCAAAAGGGAAAGAAGGGGAUAUGGCUCAAGAUACUGGUGGAGCAAGCUGAUCUUGUUCCGAUCGCAAUAAAGGAAGGUUUUAGCUACCACCAUGCGGAGCCAGGAUAUGUUAUGCUAACAUAUUGGAUUCCUAAAGAGCCGUGCAUGCUCCCAGCCAAUGCUUCACAUCAAGUUGGCGUUGGUGGAUUCGUAAUCAAUGAAAAACGAGAGGUGCUUGUUGUGAAAGAAAAGCAAUGUCCUUGUAGAUGCUCGGGCACAUGGAAAUUGCCGACGGGUUUUAUCAAUAAGUCUGAAGAAAUCUUCACUGGAGCCAUAAGAGAAACGAAAGAAGAAACCGGCAUAGACACUGCCUUCUUGGAAGUGAUCGCUUUCAGGCAUGCCCAUCUUGUGUCCUUCGAGAAAUCAGAUUUGCUCUUCAUUUGCAUGCUCAAGCCGUUGUCUUUUGACAUUACCAUCGAUGAGUCAGAAAUUGAAGCUGCAAAGUGGAUGCCACUUGAUGAGUUCUUAGGACAACCAUUCUAUCAAGAAGACUGUAUGUCGAAGAAGGCGAUCGACAUCUGUGUUGCAAGAUAUGAAAACAGUUACAGCGGAUUAACCGCCCAUCAGCUGAUUUCAAAACUUGAUGGACAAUUAUCCUACCUCUAUUAUAAUGAUUUGAAGGAAAUUGAAGAGUAGAUUGUCCUUAAAAAAUGCAUGAAACACAUGCUAGCAAUUUCUAUGUAUUUCCAAUGUCACAGGUGCAUCUCAAUAAGAUGAUAAAUGUGUAA